This is a messenger RNA of Necator americanus (New World hookworm), 1077 nucleotides long. RefSeq lists its product as uncharacterized. The record is from RefSeq and is a predicted model, not a curated record. The transcript has 11 exons. Bases 1 to 1077 code for a protein of 358 amino acids. Lineage: Eukaryota; Metazoa; Nematoda; Chromadorea; Rhabditida; Ancylostomatidae.
AUGCGUUUUGGCAUUGGAGCAACGGCAGCAACAUCAGCAGCAGAUUGUGCCAGGGCAGCACUAGCAUCAGGACUGGUGGAAGAAGCUCCACCAAUAGAGACUAAUAUUGAAUUAAAGGCCAAGAGAAAGCUUGACGAAGCAUUCACUAACUGUAUCCAAAACGCUCGUGACUGCCAGAAGUAUCUGAGAAAGGAGUUCCGUAGUCAGCUAAAGCGUGAUCGUGACAACGAAUGGACGUCAAAGAAAGCUGCUUUUAUUGAGAUAGUACAGCAGCAAGACAAAGAGGGAAAGAAAAAGAGUAAAGAAAAAGCAUCAACUGCUAAAAAGGAGAAAGAUGAAAAGAAGGAGGAAAAGAAGCCUGACCUCGAAGUACAGAAGACUCAAACCCAGAGCAAGGAAGAAGAGAAAAAAGAGGAAAACCAAGGAGAAAACGAAAAUGAAGAGAAAAAAGAAGACAAGCAAGAAUCAGGAAAAAAUGAAGAGAAGAAAGAUGACAAACAGAAUGAGGGAAAGGAUGGAGCAAAAGAAGCGCAGAAAAGCGAUGACAAAAAAGAGCAGGGAAGUGGAGACAAAAAAGAGCAGGGAAGUGGAGACAAAAAAGAGCAGGGAAGUGGAGACAAGAAAAGCGAUGACAAGAAGGAACAAGAAAAUGCAGAAAAGAAAGAGGAGGAGGAAAAGAAGAAAGAUGGCGGAGGAACUGAUGAACUCAAAUUGGCGAAAAUUAGUCAAAUGCAGUGUCAAUGGGAUGAUAAGGGUGGCACACAGACUGUUAGUGUUACCAACACGUCUAACACGAAGAUAGCAAUGAAAAUCAGAUGUUCCGACAAUACUCUCUUUAGAAUAGAUCCGGUAUUUGCAAGUAUUGAGCCCGGGAACACACAGAAACUUGAAAUAAUUCGUAGCCCAGGUGCAGUGAAAGAGGACAAAGUGGUGAUCCUUCUUACAGAAUACAAUGAUGAAGAGGCGAUAGAAAAAUACUUCAAGAAGCCAAACCUGAAACUUUCAACCACGAUAAUUCAACAAACAGGCAAGGAUGCAUCAAAGAAAGCACAAGAAGGGAAGGAAGAGAAAAAGUAG